Messenger RNA from Geodia barretti, 597 nucleotides. NCBI's taxonomy places the organism in Eukaryota, Metazoa, Porifera, Demospongiae, Tetractinellida, Geodiidae. The record is from the annotation of a GenBank genome assembly.
AUGGCUGGUGUUGAUUUCAACCUGAACGUUGCGAUCGACAAACAGCGUCAAAUUACCGGCGUGUUCGCAGGCGAUAUGGUUGAAUCCCAUCGUGUUGGUGCCCAAUUUGUGGAAAAACAGGCAAAGGUUACGCUAUCUGCACCAGCGGAUGCGGUUGUCGUCUCCAGUGCGGGCUACCCUCUGGACACGACCUUUUACCAAGCGAUCAAAGGCUUGCUUACGGCUGUUGAAAUAGUGAGGCAGGGUGGUAGUAUCUUGCUUGUUGCGGCGUGCAGUGAGGGGAUCGGCAGCAAACCGUUUACCGACCUAAUUUUCAAGACUGAUGAUUUAACCGCGUUUGUGCAAGGACUUUACAACCCAGCAAACUUUGUUAUUGAUCAGUGGCAACUUGAAGAAUUAGCGAAGGUUGCCCGGAAGGCAGAUAUUUAUUUCUAUACCGAUGGAAUCCCUUACCAUCAACGGGCAAAACUCUUCGUGCAUCCGUUGAAAAGCGCGCAGGAAGGCAUUGAAGAACUUUUAACCCGCUACGGGGAAGAUGUUCAAAUUGCUGUGAUUCCUGAAGGUCCUUACGUUUUAGCGCAGUUGGAAAGGGCUUAA